UGAUAUUACCUCACAUCCAAGGACAAACGAGGCCCCUUUCAAAUAACCCAAAAUAAGCCUCUUCCCAAAGUCCAGAAGGCCUGCCAAUAAAUCCCUGUAAACGAAGACUAGAAGAGACUUGAUAGCGCAUGCGCGCGCACUAGCCCGCCGCUAAGCAUGCCGGGAAAUGAAGUCCGGCCGAGUUGCAGUAAGUGACGACAUCGCGACAGUGAUGGCGACGGUCGAAGAAGCUUCCUUGUGCCUGGAGAAGACGGUGAACCGCUGGGCCCUGCUCUUUUACUGCCACCGGGCCGUGCAGGCCUUCCGGGAAGGAAGCAGCCGCAACUUUCGACAGUUGCGUGACGUCAUUUACGCGGUUUUGGCAAGGCCUCUGGCCUUAGAGCAAAGUAUUCUGCUUCAGUUGCGGAUCAUCCAACUACUUUCCAGGAUAGAAGAAGACUGGACCGUCGAUAUCAGCACCCAGCUGACACCGCUGGAAUGUGCUCUCCAUCUUCUGAAAAAGAUGAGCAGUGAGUUCACUGUCGAUGCAAAUAAAUUUGAAGAAAUUCAUCAAAAAGUAGCAGAAGCUGCGGUAGUUUCUUGCAUUAAGAACAAAGAAUACAACAGAGCCAAAAGAAUUCUUAAGAAAUACAAGCCCAAAGACCCCAGCACUCUGAAAAAGAGAAUAUUGUACCACAGCAUCAUCCAAGAGAAGGAGCACUCCAACCCGGCCAUCUUGCGCUUCCCGUUUGAGUUUUUCCAGCAGUCUGUCCUGGUGCUUCUGGAGAGCUAUAUUGAGGAUUCCGAGCCCUUACUCUUAAUGAUGGCUGAAAAGUUUUCCUGUGAGCUGGUGGAGCCCCAGAUGAAUCCCAUAGAAGCCGACAGCGAGGAGAUGGAGGUGUCUGAACAUGUGGUGGAAAAAGAAGUGGAGGAGGAGGACGUGGCCUCUAUGGUCACAGCAUUAGGCUCUCCGCUUUGGGAAAGAUCACAGGAGGCCUCUGUGAAGGACGGUCUCAAGAUUGACAUACAAGAUAUGCCUGAAGAAGAGUCAGAGAGGCUGGAGGGAGGCCACCUGGCAGGCACCAAGGUUUCACCGUCAGCCAGUGAAAAAGAAGUCACUUUGCGCUGUUUGAGAGACGUCUGUGAAGUCUCUUUGCGUUGUUUAGGAGACAUCUGUGAGAGAAGACCAGCCUCUGAAUGUGGGGAAAGCUCCAGAAACAGUGCAGAGCCUGUUAGGGUCUCAGACAGCCGCCCACUGGAGAGACCAACUUCCUAUGGGUUCUCUGUGAUUAGACAGGCGUUCGAGAUCCUCUCAGACUCCGAGGACCCUGAUGCCACCUUUCAGAAACUGGACGAGACGGACUGGACUUUUCCCAAGGUGACUGAGAGGCCUGCAUCUCACAGAGCCAAGCGUCAGAGGGUGGAAGAAGAGGAGACGGACAAAGAAGAGGCGGAGGAGGAGAAAAGGGGGCCCAAAGUCCAGUCCUUCUCAAAGGCAGGCAAUCACCCAGUCACUAUCAGUAGUUUCCUUUUGGGGAAAGAAAACGCCAUUUCGAAGGACAAGACUGACAAGCGCAUGGUGCCCAAGCAGCUGCUGGUGACUGUGGCUCUUCAGGCAGAAGAGGAACCGCAGAAGAAACCCCCCAAGGCAGAUUCCAGGCCCUCUCCCAAGUCCUCCAAGGCAAUCAGCACCACAAAUGAGGAGGAAGAAGAGAAGGAGGUUUGGAGUGACGAAGAGGAGCUAUUCAUUGACUUUGGACGAAAAGGCAGAAAGAGCACCAGCAGCAACACUUCCAUCACCAGCAGCAAGAGGAAGAAGUGGACGAGGGAAGAGUCCCAAUGGAUCAGGGCCGGCGUGAGGAAGUACGGAGAAGGCAAUUGGAAGGCCAUCUGCAAAAGCUAUCCCUUCAAGGAUCGAACACCAGUCAUGAUAAAGGACCGCUGGCGGACCAUGAAGAAGCUUGGGAUCCAGUAGAUCUGUGGAGGAGAAUGGAGGACAGCAGAGCAUGGCCUGUGCAGUUUGAAAACAUCGCCCAGAACUGCUUCCUCUGGCAUUGGACUGGCCUUCGUGGCAGGGCCUUGUUCAGCCAACGAGACUGGAAGUCCACUUUCUCCUUCCUGCGAAAGUCACUAUUUGUUUGGCAGUUCCACACAACAUCCUUGUUUUUCCUGUUCCUUGGACUAUAGUUGGAGGGUAGGACAAAGGGGGUGGAUGGACAGGUGGAAAGAUAACUAUUGCGAGCAAAAGGUGGGACUCCAUUUUCCCCGAGUUCUCAUCAGUGUGUGAAAAAGGAGACCUAAGAUGUUUCCUCUCAUUUUCCAAAUAGACUGCGGCAGGGCCUUCCCUGGAGACUUAACUUUAACAAUUUAAAGACUUCUGUGCCAUGGAAUAGAGAGAGGAUAAUCUAUCGUUUGGCUUUGAUUUUUUCUUUCUUUCUUAGGGCUCGUUGAGGCCAAACAAAAGAGAGAUUUGGGGCUAACUUUGUAUGUUUUUGCAAAAUAAAGUUUUAUAUUAUUUGCUCACA
This is a messenger RNA of Anolis carolinensis (green anole), 2504 nucleotides long. It is a transcript of the gene terf2, whose product is annotated as telomeric repeat binding factor 2. The record is from RefSeq and is a predicted model, not a curated record. Bases 167 to 1954 code for a protein of 595 amino acids. Gene Ontology annotation, molecular function: telomerase activity; double-stranded telomeric DNA binding; G-rich strand telomeric DNA binding. NCBI's taxonomy places the organism in Eukaryota, Metazoa, Chordata, Lepidosauria, Squamata, Anolidae. Gene Ontology annotation, biological process: negative regulation of telomere maintenance via recombination; negative regulation of telomeric D-loop disassembly; telomeric D-loop disassembly. Gene Ontology annotation, cellular component: nucleus; shelterin complex; chromosome, telomeric region. The transcript has 10 exons.